This is a messenger RNA of Aspergillus heteromorphus CBS 117.55, 1474 nucleotides long. RefSeq names its product ribose-phosphate diphosphokinase. Gene Ontology annotation, cellular component: cytoplasm; ribose phosphate diphosphokinase complex. Gene Ontology annotation, molecular function: ribose phosphate diphosphokinase activity; magnesium ion binding. Lineage: Eukaryota; Fungi; Ascomycota; Eurotiomycetes; Eurotiales; Aspergillaceae. Gene Ontology annotation, biological process: purine nucleotide biosynthetic process; ribonucleoside monophosphate biosynthetic process; 5-phosphoribose 1-diphosphate biosynthetic process. Bases 159 to 1121 code for a protein of 320 amino acids. The transcript is spliced from 4 exons. The record is from RefSeq and is a predicted model, not a curated record.
GGUCGGUGGGCGUCUCCUAUCUCUUGGGCAUGAUCAAUCCUACAUUUUGAAUAUCUCCAGACUCUGCCAUCCUCUCAACUCUUCCAAACUCUGUUCUCUCACCUUCGCCCGCCCCCUCGUCACCCCUCAUCCAACUCCUCUCAUCCCCCCGGUUCACAAUGGCGACCAACUCGAUCAAGCUUUUGACUGGCAACAGUCACCCCGAGCUUGCGAACCUCGUGGCUGCUCGGCUUGGCAUUGAAUUGACCAAGAUUAUGGUUCUGCAAUACUCGAACCAGGAAACCAGUGUCACGAUCGGAGAAAGUGUGCGAGAUGAGGAUGUUUUCAUCUUGCAGUCGACGCGGCCCAAUGACAUCAACGAUGGACUGAUGGAGCUGCUCAUUAUGAUCAAUGCCUGCAAAACCGCCUCCGCGAGACGCAUCACGGCCGUCAUCCCCAACUUCCCCUACGCGCGCCAAGAUAAGAAGGACAAGAGUCGUGCUCCGAUCACCGCGAAGCUCAUGGCCAACAUGCUCCAGACUGCCGGCUGCAACCAUGUCAUCACCAUGGACCUCCACGCCAGUCAGAUUCAGGGCUUCUUCAACGUCCCUGUCGACAACCUGUAUGCCGAGCCUAGCAUACUGAAGUGGAUUCGGGAGCACCUGGAUGUGAGCAACUGUAUCAUCGUCAGCCCCGACGCUGGUGGUGCCAAGCGUGCUACCGCCAUCGCCGACCGUCUCGAUCUGCAGUUCGCGCUCAUCCACAAGGAACGUCCCCGCCCCAACGAGGUCUCGCGCAUGGUUCUCGUCGGUAGCGUGAAGGACAAGGUCGCCAUCAUUGUCGACGACAUGGCCGAUACCUGCGGAACUCUCGUCAAGGCCGCCGACACCGUCAUGCAGCACGGCGCCAAGGAAGUCAACGCCAUUGUCGUUCACGGUAUCCUUUCCGGCAAGGCUACCGAGAACAUCAACAACAGCUGCCUCAGCCGUGUGGUUGUGACCAACACCGUCCCCCACGAGGAUAAGAAGGAGCAGUGCGACAAGAUCGAGACGAUCGACAUCAGCCCCACGCUCGCCGAAGCCUGCAGACGUACGCAUAACGGCGAGUCUGUGAGCUUCCUGUUCUCUCACGCUGUCGCCUAAGCGACUGGAUCGGGGAAUUCGUUUUUGCUGGGGAGAGGUUGAUUCAAGAUGGUGUUUGUUAUGUUGCGGCUGUCGCUGUCUGGAGGCAGGCAGGCCGAUAUCCUCGUUUUUUUUUUUUUUUAUGUAGUGCAUAGUCGGAUACUUCUACUCUGAGAGAGACUGGAUCAUGACAUCAAGGCUGUUUUUAGCCCUGGGAUUGAUUGACUGGAUGGACAUAUCAGUCUGUCAUAUUUACUCUUAACGCAAUGAUUGGUUAUGAUGCAUAUGUUACGUUAACUUUUGAGAAAGUGGCACUGGAGGGUUGAUGGAUGGAUGGAUGGGUUGAAAAGUUGAGCGGCGCCUUGGGUGGGUGG